UGGCUCAAGUCUUCACAACAUAGAUCGAUGAGAUCUGCAAUGGCCGCUGCGGAGCGAAGUUUGCCCCUGCGAGGCUGUCAUGGUUUGGCAGUCCGGGCGCUCCAAGCACACAGGGCGAUUCCACAGGGCCUGGCCUCUGGAGCUAUUCCCCGCCUGGCCUCUGGUGCAGGCGGUUUUGCAGCCCUUGCAGCGGUGCCCCUUUUGAGUGGCACUUCCCAUUUGCACAAGAGAAGACGGAGGCCAGCCGUGUUCCGCUGCGCAGCUAGCCAGGUGGAGACAAAGCUGCCGAAACCGGUUCCGGUGAUCCUGCUGAGCGGCUUUCUCGGCACCGGGAAAACAACGCUGCUGCGACAUUGGUUGGAAACUUCCACCGAUCGGGUAGGCGUGGUGGUGAACGAUGUAGCGGCAGUCAACAUCGAUUCGAAACUAGUCCAACAGAUGACCUACAACCGUGAGGGUGAGGUGAAUGCCAUCCAGCUCCAGAAUGGGUGUGCUUGCUGUUCACUGGGUGAUGAGCUCUUGGUGAGUAUUUAUGAUCUUAUUGAGCUGGGGACCCAGGACAAGCCGUUCAGCAAGAUUGUGGUGGAAUUGAGCGGUGUUGCUGAGCCACAGCGUGUGAAGGAGAAUUUUGACCAGGCAAAAGCUUCAGGGUACUACCUUGCGAACGGUUUCGAACUCAGCAAAGUCGUCACCUUGUUGGAUGCCUCCACAUUUUGCGAGGAGUACAUGGAGUACCAAAACAUCCUGGAGCGGGAUGACCUUGUAGAUGGCGAUGUCGGGGAGAUGGGUGACUGCUCGGUGGUGGAGUUGCUGGUGGAGCAAGCUGAGGCUGCAAACAUCGUAGUUCUCAACAAGACGGACUUGGCCAGCAAGGAGCAAGUGGAGGCUACCAGAGCAGUGGUGAAGGCAAUCAACAAGAAGGCGACCGUUCUGGAGACCAGCUACAGCAAGGUGGCUUUGGACACGGUGCUUGGCGAGGUUGGUCAUGCCAAACAUGAGCAUGGUGGGCACGAGCAUGGAGGCCACGAGGAACAUGGUCAUGACGGUGGUCACAGCCAUGCCAGUGAUUGCAACGAUCCUGAAUGCACAGAUGAAAGUCAUGGUCAUGGACACAGCCACAGCCACGCAGAAGAUUGCAGCGACCCCAACUGCAGCGACGCAAGCCAUGGCCACAGCCACAGCCACGCGGAAGACUGUGAUGACCCCAAUUGCACUGACCCUAGCCAUGGCCACAGCCACAGCCACGGUGGCAAGACAACUGCAGAGGAGCGUUUCGGCAUCGCCUCCUUCACAUACUCCGCGCGGCGACCCUUCAGCGAGAAGCGCUUCACUGAGGCUUUGAAGAAGUGGCCUGUGCCGAAGCACUCGGAUUUGCAGCUAAUGCUGGGAGAUGCAGAUCCUGAUACCGACCAUCCAAUGGCAACAGUGAUCCGCUCCAAAGGCUUCUGUUGGUUGGAGCAAGAGCCAUCCACCAGGAUAUACUGGAGCCAUGCCGGAAAGGACAUGAAGCUGUCCUAUUCCGGCGUUUGGUGGGGAGCCAUGACGGAGCAACAGGUGAAAAUCAUGGAGCGCUUGAGCCCUGGCGAGUACGAGCGCUCCCAACGGGAGGAGUGGGAUGAUGAAUGUGGAGACCGACGGCAAGAGCUUGUCUUCAUUGGCCAAAGGCUGCAAGAAGAAGCUAUCCGCGCUUUGUUGGAUGAGUGCCUCUUGACUGACAAAGAGAUGAAGGCAUACAAGAAGCGGCAGGAGGGGGCUCAGGGCGAGUGGGGUGAGGAGAUGUACCAAGCUGCAGCCAGCCCGGUGUAGGCUGCUUGGCACGGGCUCUCGGGGGUGCAGCUGGUGGAAUGCCGUCCUUUUUGUGGGCCAAGUGCUUUGGACACAACCUGUGUCAGGCUGGCGUGCAACGUUUCGCGCUUAGUGGGGGCCUCGUUUGUCUCGUAUUGCUUGGUGGCAGAGGACCCUAAGCAAGAGACCGUUCCAACAUGCGAGCUGCAUGUUUUGCCAAGAGACCAAAUCAGAAUGGCCGUCGGAAAGCUGGAUAGCAC
Molecule: messenger RNA, 2045 nt
Organism: Durusdinium trenchii
Lineage: Eukaryota; Dinophyceae; Suessiales; Symbiodiniaceae
Source: the annotation of a GenBank genome assembly